GCAGACCGAUGAUCUGUUUUGUCCCGGCUCCUCCGCCUAUCACAGCUCCUCCUCGAUCUGACUGGGGAGGGGUGGGGGUUUCAGGCAGCUUUUGUUUGAGAGAGAAAUGCGGAUUGUGAAGACAAUCGGUAGACAGUUCUCGGUGUGGCAAAAUGUCGUCUGGAUGUCUCUUUUGUUCGGUAUAAAAACUUAGUAACCUCGUUGGAUGGUACCUCAGUGGAUUCGUGGGCGAUCCGUACAUAUGGAAUAAUGUUGGAACGAAAUGCAUCGAUGCCUUUUGUGACGUUGUUGGUUCUUUUGACGCUUGAGUAUUGUGCGCGAGCUGUCUCGGGCCAGCUCUCUUACUCGGUGGCGGAGGAAUCAAACAAGGGGACUACUGUUGGAAAUAUCGCGAAGGAUUUAAACAUUAAUGUCCAUGAACUCGAGUCACGGAUGUUUCAGAUUGUCAGCGGAUCCAGCAAGAAAUAUUUCGAGGUAAAUUUGAGGACGGGUGUUCUGUUUGUUAAUGAGAGAAUAGACAGAGAGGAGCUUUGCGCUAAACAGUUGAAAUGUAGCCUCAGUGUAGAGGCAGUUAUUAACAAUCCCUUGAAAUUGUAUCGUCUGGAAGUAAAUAUUUUAGAUAUUAAUGACAAUGCCCCCUCUUUCACUUCAAAAUCAAAAGAUAUGAACGUAGCUGAAAAUACGCUGACUGGGGUCAGAUUCCCUCUCCCCACUGCUGAGGACCCUGAUGUUGGUAGAAAUAGUGUAAAUACUUACAAGCUUAGUCCAAACGAGUAUUUCACUGUGUCGACACACAAAGGGAGUGAGCACAGUCUGUCUGCUGAGCUGGUCCUGCAGAAAGCUUUAGACCGGGAAAAGCAAUCAGUUAUCACUCUCAUAUUAACCGCUGUAGACGGUGGAAAUCCACCAAAGUCAGGAACCAUGGCGAUAAAUGUAAACGUUUUGGAUGUUAACGACAACAGUCCCAUUUUCAGUCGCCCAUUGUACAAAGUGAGUGUCUUGGAGAAUGUCCAAAUCGGGACUGUUGUAGUGGCAUUAAAUGCAACAGAUGCGGAUGAGGGUGCGAAUAGUGAUGUGUUUUAUAGCAUCAGUAAAGGAGACCAAGACAAAAUCUUAGAAGUGUUUGACGUUGACUCAAAGACGGGCAUAAUAACAGUGAAAAGCAAUAUAGACUAUGAAAAGAACAGCGCCUUUCAGAUACGCGCUGAGGCGAGCGACCGAGGGCAGCCUCCUAUGGCAGCGCAUUGUAAAGUGCUCGUGGAAGUCAUAGAUGUAAAUGACAAUGCCCCAGAAAUCACAGUGACGUCACUGUUAAACACAGUGAAAGAGGACGCCAAAGUGGGCACCGCUAUUGCACUUGUCUCAGUCCAAGAUAAAGACAGUGGCAAAAAUGGUGUCGUGAACUGCUAUAUGUCGACCAAAGCACCCUUUAAGUUGGAGUCAAACUACAAAAACUAUUAUUCCCUCGUGGUAGACGGUCCACUGGACAGAGAGAACAUAGCACAGUAUAAUGUCACCAUCACUGCUACAGACGAAGGCAUCCCCUCACUUUCGACCUCCAGUGUCAUCAAUGUUCAAGUGUCAGAUGUAAACGAUAAUGCACCUCGCUUCCCAGAGUCUGUCAUUAAGGCGUAUAUCAAAGAGAAUAGCCCCGUGGGCCAGCGUCUGUUCACCGUGUCUGCAUCAGACGCAGAUGUGCAUGAAAACAGUCAUAUCACAUACUCUUUAAUCAACAUUAAUAACGAGCUUCCACUAGCAGCGAUGAUUAAUAUCGAUUCAGCUACAGGGGAUAUAGUGGCGAUGCAGUCGUUUAAUUAUGAAGAAAUUAAAACUUUCCAAUUUCAUGUUGUAGCAACCGACUCAGGGGUACCGCCACUGAGCAGUAACGCAACUGUAAAUGUGUUCAUUCUGGAUGAGAAUGAUAACAGUCCUAAUGUAUUGCCCCCGUAUUCGGAGCUUGGUUCUGUGAAUACAGAAAACAUUCCAUAUAAUGCAGAGGCUGGGUAUUUUGUAGGGAAAAUCAGGGCUGUGGACGCAGACUCUGGAUAUAACGCGCUGCUUUCAUACCACAUCUCUGAACCCAAAGGAAAUAAUCUCUUCCGAAUCGGAACCAGCAGUGGUGAAAUCAGGACUAAAAGGAAAAUGAGUGACAAUGACCUUAAAACACACCCGUUGGUUAUUGUCAUAUCCGACAAUGGGGAGCCCUCCAUGUCUGCAACAGUGUCCAUUGAUAUCACAGUUGUUGAAGAUGCCGAAAUUCAAACUCGCUUCAGAAACGUCCCCAGUAAAGAAGAUACGUUUUCUGAUUUGAACUUGUAUUUGCUCAUUGCAAUCGUGGCCGUGUCAGUCAUCUUUCUGCUGAGCCUCAUCAGCUUGGUAGCUGUGAAAUGCCAUAAAUCAGACAGCAGCCUCAGUGGCUACAACCCCCCAAUGAUCACCACACAUCCUGAUGGAACCUGGUCUUACUCCAAAUCCACUCAGCAGUAUGACGUCUGCUUUAGUUCAGACACACUUAAGAGUGACAUGGUAGUUUUCCCAGCACCGUUUCCGCCCGUCGAUGCGGAACUAAUAAGCAUUAAUGGAGGAGAAACAUUUCAACGUACGCAAACGCUUCCUAACAAGGAGAAGGUAAGCGUUUUGGGACGCCGUAGACCGUGCCAUGAGUUUAUCAUCUUUGUCAUUAUGGGACUCCUCCCAGUUCUCGCGGGUGGGGGUUCGUGA
Messenger RNA from Engraulis encrasicolus (European anchovy), 2721 nucleotides. RefSeq names its product protocadherin alpha-3-like. The transcript is spliced from 2 exons. The record is from RefSeq and is a predicted model, not a curated record. The coding region runs from base 250 to 2721 and encodes 823 amino acids. Gene Ontology annotation, molecular function: calcium ion binding. Gene Ontology annotation, biological process: homophilic cell-cell adhesion. Lineage: Eukaryota; Metazoa; Chordata; Actinopteri; Clupeiformes; Engraulidae. Gene Ontology annotation, cellular component: plasma membrane.